AUGCAGCGGCGUUGUGGGGUUCGCCGGCGUUCCGCCCGGCUGCUAGCACUUGGAGGAGGCGGACCGGAUCUCAUCAGCGCGCUCCCCGAAGACCUGCUCCUCCUCAUCCUCGCCCGCCUCCCCUGCGCCAGCGCCGCCGCGCGCACCGGCCUCCUCUCCCGCCGGUGGCGUAGCCUCUGGCCCCGCCUCCGCCAGAUCGUCUUCCGCGACGUCCCGCUCCGCUCGCUCGAAGCGGUGCUGGGCCGCCUCCCUCGUCCCCCGCCCGUUGUUUGCCUCCUCCACAUCCGCGUCCCCAAGUGCGUCCCCAAGGAGCAGCGGGCCGACGAGGCCAGCGUCAAGUCGCUGCUCCGCGCCGCGGCGCUGCUCGAGCCGGAGAAGUUCGUCUUUGAGCUCCCCUCGGAGUUAGUCGCCGGCUCCCUCGUCGUCAACCUGCCCCUCUUCCACCGCGCCACCUCCAUCGUUCUGGACCUUCGCUCCGUCUUCCUCCGGGUGCCAGCCGGCGCCGAGUUCACCGCACUCGAGGCGCUGUCCCUCUCCUACUGCACCGUUGGCAUUGGCCGCUUGCUCUCCUGCUGCCCGCGCCUGCGCAAGCUCUGCCUCGCCAGGGUUUCUUUCAAUAAGGGCGACCUGACGGUCAAAUCGUCGUCGCUGCAGGAGCUUCUCCUGGAGGGCCAUGGCGAGCAGGAGGGCCAAACUAUCGACAUCGAAACCCCCGCGCUUAAGCAAUUAAUCAUAUCCUUUUCCACUCCGGAUGACAUUUCCGUCUUGGCACCCAUGGUGGAGAUGGUUUGGUGGAACUGCUACUUCAGGGUGCAUGUUAUGUUUGAUCUUUGGCGACUCCAGCAGGUGACACUAAUGACGGCAGAGGGACAAGGACAGCUCUGUUCGCUGCACAUCGAUGCUUACGCCAGACUGUCUUUUUUUCACGGUAAAAUGGACGCCUUUACUGAGGAGAUAGAGAAGCAUAUGAUUGUCAAGUUUUCUGUUUUGGAGCUACGUCUCGCAACAAACGGACAUGGUUUUGGAGCACUCGUCUUUCAUCUCCUAGGGAUGAAUCGAAUUCGUCGUGCUACGCGGAGGCUCAGGAUCGCCCUAGAGAAAACAAUGGUGAAUGAAGAAUGCCCAUUUGAUUGUCCUUGUGAACCCGAGGGCUGGAGAUCAAACACCAUAUCCUUGACUGCUCUCGAAGAAGUGGAGAUCAAUGGCUUCGGAGGAGAUGAUCAUGAACAUGAGUUCUUGAAGCUGAUAUUUAAAUGUGCGCCAAUGCUUAAAAGAAUGAUUGUGAAGCUGUCAGACGAGGCCUCAUCAAGUAACUAUGGAUGCACAGAAGUAUACAACAUCUUCAAGGCUUGUUCUUCUGUUGAAGUCUAUGUUUAUCUUAGCUCCGGAUUAAUGCUCGGCUGGCAAAAUUGCCCCUUGGAAUGAUUUCCAUGGUUACCUCUGUAUCUGUAGAAGGACAAGUUAUGGGCUGUGCAAUCUCGAU
Messenger RNA from Triticum dicoccoides, 1483 nucleotides. RefSeq lists its product as uncharacterized. NCBI's taxonomy places the organism in Eukaryota, Viridiplantae, Streptophyta, Magnoliopsida, Poales, Poaceae. The coding region runs from base 1 to 1425 and encodes 474 amino acids. Gene Ontology annotation, molecular function: protein binding. The record is from RefSeq and is a predicted model, not a curated record. The transcript has 5 exons.